CUCCGGAACUGCCUUCGGUUUCUGAAACUUUCAUAUCUAUUAUCUUGUGCGUGUAUGCUAAUGACAAAAGACACAGGCUAACAUAUCCUCACGUCCUGACGCCCCCAAACAAAAACACCACCACCCAUGUUUCAUCCACCUUGAGGGUUUUGUCUCUUCAACUUAGCUACACAUGGUUUCUUGAAUGUUGCUUCGGAGGCAACUUUCAUAGGUGGCAUUGUGGGUGAUGUCCUCGUCAUCUCAGAAGGUUCCAAUUUGGUUCCAGGAUUACUAAGGGGUUUCUAAAUCCUAGCACAACAUUGUACAUUAUUGUGUGAAGAGGAUUAAAAUGUCCACUCCCAAGGUGAAGGGCAUCUUCAAAGGUUUCAGAUACAUUACUCAGAUGUUUGAUAACGAAAAAGAACCAGAAAUGCAAAUUGGUCUUCCCACAGAUGUAAAGCACGUGGCUCAUAUAGGAUGGGACGGUCCCUCUGUAAACACUCCUAGUUGGAUGAACGAGUUUAAAUCUCCAUCCUCAUAUUCAUCGGCACCUAUAAGUCUCAGCGGGAGCAUCAAGAUCACAGAACCUGAUAAUGCAAUCAAGUGGAUUUCAGAAGAUUCAAGGUCAACGAGCUCUUUGGGGAGGGACGUGCCCGAGCUGCCCAAGUCAUCUAGACGGCAGUCAACGGGCAGUGUCACCGAUUCUCCUACAAGGGAAAAGUCAGACAAACCAAGGCAGUCAAGGAAAUCAUCCAAACCCGCCCGGGUACCCGCAUCCCUAGAUCAGAACCAAGGAAGUGAGUCUCCCAGAGGGAACCUACCGGACAUCCCCAAGAAGUCUCGCCGCAAGAAGUCGAAGGAAAAUUCUGGUGCUGGUGCUGGUGGCGGCCCUUCCAAAUGCAGAUUGAAAGCCUCACAUUUGGAUCCGAACUCUGGUUUCGGGUCUCCAGUGGGACCCGACCCCAAGUCUAACAAGGAACAGAGGCCCGUUGAAGGAGGUGGACAGAGUGGAAAUGGAUCGAGUGAGAAGUUAUUGAGAAAUCUGGUGUAACUUCAUAUUUAUUAGUUAGCAUGUUGCUUAGCUGAGACUUACUAGAACUUCGUUAUUCUUCAAUGCAUCAUUCUUUUUGUUCCUUCCA
Messenger RNA from Prosopis cineraria, 1118 nucleotides. RefSeq names its product CRIB domain-containing protein RIC6-like. The transcript has 4 exons. Lineage: Eukaryota; Viridiplantae; Streptophyta; Magnoliopsida; Fabales; Fabaceae. The record is from RefSeq and is a predicted model, not a curated record. The coding region runs from base 329 to 1030 and encodes 233 amino acids.